This is a messenger RNA of Microbotryum saponariae, 1547 nucleotides long. The record is from the annotation of a GenBank genome assembly. Lineage: Eukaryota; Fungi; Basidiomycota; Microbotryomycetes; Microbotryales; Microbotryaceae.
AUGGAUCGUUCCGGCAAGAUCAUUGUCAAAGUGAGUGGGCACCUAUUGGCUUGUGGUCUCCUUCUGGACCUCCCGUACUCACCGCGCCGGGUCUUCACGAGCAGGCUGCUUCAGGGGUGGAGGAAUUGGGCAAUGCUGAUCGCCCCAUGACCACCGAUUCGCUCUUCUGUGAGUCACCACUGGCUGCGCCGAGUCGAUGCCAAUUUACAUGAAGCAACUGACUCGGGUACUUAUUACCCUUGCGUGACGUUCAACUAGGUCUCUACAGCUGCACCAAAGCGCUUGCCUCCAUCGCCGUGAUGCAGCUCGUCGAGCAAGGCAAAGUCGAACUCGAUGCCCCUGUAGGGGACGUCUUGCCCGAAGUGGGGAAUGUGGCCUUCUGUGAUGGGCGCAAACCCAAGAGAGCGAUCACCCUUCGUCACCUCCUCACCCACACCUCUGGAUUCGGCUACACCAACUUUCACAAGGACUUGCUCGCUUGGAGCCUGCAGAAUAACGUGAACGAGUGCGCCGGACACAUUGCUGCGUUCAUGUCGCCGCUCAUUGCCGAGCCCGGGGAGGACUGGAAUUACGGGGUCGGGAUCGAUUGGGCAGGAGAGUAAGUCCUUCUUGGCUCUCGCGUCUGCAUCCUUCCUCACAAGAAGGCCUGCCAUCCUGAACUCCCUGCGCUCCACGGUUUACCCCCUUCACAAAGGUACCUCCAUCGAGUCACGGGUCUCACUCUUGGCGAGUACUCCAAGAAGAACAUCUUUGAGCCUCUUGGAGCGGACGACCUCGAGUAUCGUCUCCUGCCCGAGAACGAGAAGCGUCUCGUCGCGAUGCACGCCCGAGGGGAAGACGGCAAGCUUUCCGUCGUCAACCACAUGCCGUUGACGUAUGACACUUCGUUCGAUUCAGGAGGUGCAGGCGCGAUCGGUUCAAUCGAAUCGUACCUCAAGUGCGUUUACAUCCUCAUGAACGAAGGUGUAGGUGCGAAUGGGGCGAGGAUCCUCAAGGCCGAAACCGUUAAGGUGAUGCUACAGGAUCAUUUGGGUCCGAUUCGAGAGAUCUUGGGCUCGGACCCCCUGGAGCGAACGAUCGAAUGCGUUGUCCCUGUAAGUACCUUGGAUGCCUCUCAAGUUUCCAGUUGAGUUUGACUCAUUCGAACGCCUUCGCAGGGAAUGAGCUACCCGCUGGUAGCGAUUCCGGGCCAACGCAAAGGCUGGGGUGAGUCAGAGACAGGAGCUCGUUGGACAUCAGUGAACCCGAGUUCGCUCCGGUAAAAGAUGGCGGCUUUGGUCCGUAGUCCACGUUACUAACACGCCGACGAGGGCCGACCUUUGGAACUACCAGGAAUGUCCUUCCAAAUUGCCCUCGAUCCGCUGCCGACCGGCCGUAAAGCUGGCUCGGUCAACUGGGCAGGCCUCCCGAACGUUUAUUGGCAAGUCGAUCCCGAGUCCGGAAUCUCGACCAUGCUGUGUUCGCAAAGCUUCCCUUUCGCCGACCCGGCCGCGAUCAUGCCGUGGCUGGAGUGCGAAACCGAGGUCUACAAGGCGGUCGCAAAAUAA